AUGAACGCUCGACCAGAGCCUCCAUAUGAGGUCUCUGCGGAACCAGAGGUGGAAUCACCCAGCCUGGAUCCCAUAGACCCACCAGCACCCCCAACUCGAGUCGAUUCGGCUGCCUCUUACGAGAGCCUCGAUCGACAUCGCCGACGAAAUCCCAGAACAAGGCGUCCAGUGAAGGAAACGCUGGACGCCCGCUCGUUAUAUACAACCAGCCAAGAUGACGGCGCAGCGGAGCACCACAUCAAUCAAUACUUGAUCAAGCAAGAGAUCGGACGCGGAUCAUUUGGCGCGGUCCACUUAGCGGCGGAUCGAUAUGGGAAUGAAUAUGCAGUGAAAGAGUUUUCCAAAUCCCGACUGAGAAAACGCGCACAAUCGCAUAUGCUGCGAAGACCUCGAGGACCCCGACGACAUGGGACUGGCUCGAAUUUACCGAAUUCGCCAAUGCAUAGACAUCCCUCCGAAGAUGACAACGAGAAUGCGAAGAAUCCGCUUUACCUGAUCAAGGAGGAGAUUGCGAUCAUGAAGAAAUUGAACCACAAUAACCUGGUAUCGCUGAUCGAGGUCCUGGACGAUCCCACCGAAGACUCGCUGUAUAUGGUUAUGGAAAUGUGCAAGAAGGGUGUCGUGAUGAAAGUUGGACUGGAGGAACAGGCCGAUCCGUAUGAUGACGAGCAAUGUCGUUGUUGGUUUCGUGACUUGAUUCUAGGAAUUGAGUAUUUGCAUGCGCAAGGUAUUGUGCACCGCGAUAUCAAGCCGGACAAUUGUCUCGUAACAAGCGAUGAUGUGUUGAAAGUGGUUGAUUUUGGUGUAUCAGAAAUGUUUGCCAAGGAUUCAGACAUGUUCACAGCUAAGUCGGCUGGCUCACCUGCAUUCUUACCGCCAGAGUUGUGUGUGGUGAAGCAUGGCGAUGUUUCUGGGAAGGCAACCGAUAUCUGGUCUAUGGGUGUGACUUUAUACUGUCUCAGGUACGGGAGGCUGCCGUUUGAGAAGUCCAGUAUUUUUGAGUUAUAUGAGAGCAUCCGAAACGACCCAGUGGUAUGCGAAAAUGAGCUGGACGAGCGUUUCGAAGAUUUAAUGAGUCGUCUCCUGGAGAAAGACCCAUCAAAACGGAUUGGGAUGCAAGAGCUGCGAGAGCAUCCGUGGGUGACAAUGGAUGGUGCUGAUCCUCUUCUGUCUGAAGAGGAGAACACGGCCCACAAUGUCGAGCCACCAACAGAGGAGGAAAUGAAUGCUGCCAUUACGAAAAGCAUCAGUCACGUCAUGACACUGAUGAAAGCUGUAAGAAACUUCAAACAACUAGUUGAUCCGAACAGAGCACCCCCAGCUAUGCAAAGUAUUCUGGGUGGAGAUAUUGAGGCGCACUUUGUCGAGCCACCAAUGGAGAUGGAUCCGGAUGAAGAUUUCCCAAAGGUUGGAUUGGCCGAGGAUGCAUCUUCAAGCCAUGCACAAGGGAGUGGUCUCCGAAAAAUCUUGGGCCGACAUCCCAUGCUAUCUGGCUCACAAGAUCCUCGAGAUAGCCCACGGAGAAGUGAAUCUGCAAGCUCGCGAACAAAUCAGAGUCCUGUCGGUAGCAAGCGACCCAGUGGGGUCUUUGAGCCCGAAAGAAAAGAUUCAGGGUCCAUUCGCAGUGGUCGAUCUCCCUGGAAGGCUGAAUUUGGACCAGAAGCCAGACAACACUCUCAGUCGGGGUCCCCACUCCCUCACUCCAGAGCUAGCUCAGCGAUGACCAAACGUAGCGUCGAGGGAACUCGGGGCCAUGCAAGGGAUCCCUUGGCAGAUGAAUUCCCAUACCUUCAUAUUGGACCAUCUACAUACACUGGCUCGUCCCAGGACUCGGAGCCCACAGAUCUCAACAUCGGCAGUGACCCGGCACCUCUUGUUGGCGAGCCAGAAAGCAUGGAUGAGGAUGUGGACCAAGAGUCGGCGGUUAAUCCGGUGCAUAUAGUCAGCGAAUCGCCCGGUGCAGCUGAGUUCGAUAUCUAUGAGACGGCCUAUCGAAAUGAGCUUGAACGUAUCAACUCUGUCAGCACCGGUCGCACAUACCCUGGUGUGGGUCCGAAGGUCUUCCUGAACAGGCGUAUUGAGAACAAGAAUGAGGUGAUGGAUUUCGUCAAAGACAAGGCUAUUGAUUUGCAGAUUGGUACCAAGAAGAUUUUAUCCCCUGCAUCGAAGAGUCCAGCCACGGCGUUUAGCGCGGCCGUGAGCAUUCUUCGAAACCAGAUCGAGCAGAAGAAGGAGUCUGAAUUAAAGGAACAGGCGCAGCAGUCACAAAAAGCAGAGUCCUCAGUCAAAGCAUCAACAGAGACUCAGCCGACUGAGCGACGGGCAUUUAAUCCAGCUUCCUCAACCAUCCGAUCUCAGUCUAUUCCAGGGCCUGAACCAUCUUCUCUCGAAGCAACAGCCGUGCCCACCACAGAACCUCAUUCUGGUGAAGACCCCGCGGCUCAACUCCGACGACUACUCACUCGUGCUCAGGAGAAACUUGCCAAAUGA
Molecule: messenger RNA, 2490 nt
Organism: Penicillium malachiteum
Lineage: Eukaryota; Fungi; Ascomycota; Eurotiomycetes; Eurotiales; Aspergillaceae
Product: serine/threonine-protein kinase
Exons: 6
Coding region: 1-2490 (829 amino acids)
Biological process (GO): intracellular signal transduction; protein phosphorylation
Cellular component (GO): cytoplasm
Molecular function (GO): protein serine/threonine kinase activity; ATP binding
Source: RefSeq, a predicted model, not a curated record